Messenger RNA from Nematostella vectensis (starlet sea anemone), 1505 nucleotides. RefSeq names its product probable very-long-chain enoyl-CoA reductase art-1. The coding region runs from base 350 to 1264 and encodes 304 amino acids. Lineage: Eukaryota; Metazoa; Cnidaria; Anthozoa; Actiniaria; Edwardsiidae. Gene Ontology annotation, molecular function: oxidoreductase activity, acting on the CH-CH group of donors. The record is from RefSeq and is a predicted model, not a curated record. The transcript is spliced from 15 exons. Gene Ontology annotation, biological process: very long-chain fatty acid biosynthetic process.
CUGCUAUAAGACAUCCGUUUUACUAUGGUAAAACCUCCCCCAGCAGCACAAAGCAAACUACAGCCAACGGACGACACAGGAAACCAAAAAAAAAGCUAAAAUAAACCUUUGCUGGGUGGGAUUAAAUAUACUAUACCCAAUGGUAAGCCAAGAGUUCGAUGUUUGAAAUUAAGCUUUCUCGGUAAAAGACGGAUAGCGCUAUCUGGCCACCCUAUGGUUGGUGACUGUAGUACUGUUAUGCUCUAAGAAGGGCCUGGGUACCACCGAAGGUCUGCUCUCCCUGAGUUCUUAGUUUGAAAGGUCUGAAUUCUGCAUUUUCCUCCUGGAAAAUCAAGAUUUGGGUCUAAAAAUGAAGCUCGAUAUUCUAGACCCAAGGACAUCGAAGCUGAUCGCCACGUUUGAUGAGGUUGAUGGCAACACCACUGUUGGUGAGAUCAAGAAGCUCUUCUACCAGAAAAAACCAAAGUUCUACCCAAGCAGACAAGCCUUUAAGCUAGAACCAAGAGGAAAGUCAUUAAAUGACACAGAUACCCUCAAGUCGCUGGAGAUUACAGAAGAUGGUCAACUGUACUUCAAAGAUUUAGGUAUGCAGAUAAGCUGGACCACAGUUUUCAUGGCAGAGUAUGCUGGCCCCCUGGCUGUUUAUCUUUUCCUAUAUGCGCGGCCAUCAUUUAUUUAUGGUGCUGAUGCAGCUAGCAAGCCAGUAGCACAGGUGGUCAAUAUUGCAGCUGCUUGCUGGUCAUUUCAUUAUGUCAAGAGGCUUUUGGAGACUAUGUUUGUCCACCGAUUCUCUAAGGGGACCAUGCCCAUUUUCAACCUCUUUAAGAACUGUAGCUACUAUUGGGGAUUUGGAUUCCUUGUUGGAUACUUUAUAAACCAUCCACUCUACACCCCGCCUAAGUUUGGGGACAUGCAGGUGUAUGGCAGCUUAGCGGGAUUCUUGAUAUGUGAGCUUGGGAACUUCAGCAUUCAUACUCUUCUCAGAGACCUUAGACCCCCAGGCUCCCAUGAGCGUCGCAUCCCCUAUGCCAACAGUAAUCCAAUGACUCAGCUGUUUAGAUUUGUGUCAUGUCCAAACUACACCUAUGAGACUGGUGCAUGGAUUUGCUUCACAGUAAUGACUCAGACGUUUGGAACUGCCUUGUUCACUUUGGCCGGAUUUUACCAGAUGACCGUCUGGGCUCUCGGAAAGCAUAGAAAUUACAAGAAAGAGUUCCCCGACUACCCUCGUCGACGCCGUGCUAUCAUUCCAUUCUUCAUAUAAUCCACUCCACCCUCGUCAUACAUACAGCGGUGUUGUCUCAUUACGAGUGUGAAAAUAUUCACAAGCUUACUUCCCGACCUUCCCCUCGGGUUCCCUGUGGUUGACCGUUUAGGGUGGCCUCUGACCUUUAAAAAUUGAGCGCUGUAUUAGCUGAGAGAUGUCCUGUGUUUUUCUCUAUUCACAUUCCAUCAAAUCAAUUUUUUUCCUUCUGUACAAUAAAGAUCAAUAUUUUGUUUGAUUA